AUGGCUACCAUUGCAAUUGACCCCAACUAUGGCUACGUCCUCCUCGCCGCAACCUCUACCUUCUUCAUGAACUUCGUCCACGGCGCCAACUCAGGCAAAUACCGCAAAGCAGCCAAAGUGGCCUACCCAGCAGGCUACGCGCCCGCCGACCGCACCGAUGAGGCAGCCCAGAAAUUCAAUUGUGCGCAGCGCAGCCACGCGAACUUCAUCGAGAACCAGCCCACCGCAGUCGCAGCAAUGCUAAUCGGAGGCUUGCGGUUCCCCCUCGCGGCGGCCUCUUUGGGUGCCACCUGGACGGUCUUCAGAUAUGUUUAUAUGGUGGGUUAUUCUAGCGGUGGUGGCGAUGGCAAGGGCAGAUUGAAGGGUAUGCCAUUCUGGAUUGCGCAGCUGGGGUUGAUUGGUUUGGCGGGAUACACUGGUCUUUCGCUGGUGAUGGGAUGGUGA
Venustampulla echinocandica is the source of this 444-nucleotide messenger RNA. RefSeq lists its product as uncharacterized. Gene Ontology annotation, molecular function: glutathione transferase activity; glutathione peroxidase activity. Lineage: Eukaryota; Fungi; Ascomycota; Leotiomycetes; Helotiales; Pleuroascaceae. The record is from RefSeq and is a predicted model, not a curated record. Bases 1 to 444 code for a protein of 147 amino acids. Gene Ontology annotation, cellular component: endoplasmic reticulum; nuclear envelope; membrane. The transcript is spliced from 2 exons.